CCGGACCGCUCCGCCCGUGCGGCCGCGGGGCGCUGGGGGCGAGCGCGGCGCCGAGGUAGCGGGCGGAGGCGGCGGGAGGCAGGUCUUCCACUCUGGACCUGUCAGACUUGCAGGCUUCUGGGCACAUCUCUUUUCAGCUAUGAGGAGAUCAAUAGAAUUAAACAUCUGUGUGGUCACCUGCAGCAUCCUGUUCUUAUCCUCCAGUCGACCAUGCCUCGCAUCACAACCUCUGGAGGAGGAAGAUAUGACAAAGGUCCAAUAUGGACCCUGGACAAGGAGUGGGUUAGAAGAUGAAAGGACAAGUAUGCUGAACUCGAAAAAUAACCUUGGCCCUUCUGAGCAUACUGUUUCUGAAGAGCCAUGUGGGGUGUCAGCGAAGCCAUCUGAGACACCCUCAAAUGAAGCUUUUGUAGCAGGAGAAACAGCUGUAAGCCCAAGCAAUGCUAUCCCAGGGAGCCAGGACCUGGGUGCUCACACCUCUCCUAUUGCAAUGGCAGCCAUAGAUGAGGAGGAGUUUGGUCCCACAAAGUCAGAGCUGGAUGGGGAUGGUGCAUUCAAGGCUAUGCUGACCACAGCUGUUACCACGCUGAACCCUACUAUCCAGGAGAAAUCUGUUGGUGGCCCUGUUAGUGAGACCACUGUAGAGGGUGGUGUUGAAGUAGAGCACAGCUCUGCUGGCCUCUUAGCAAAGCCCAUUUCUGGGACAGCUGUGGAGCUGGAGAGUAACUCGCACCCCUCAGCUGCACCCCAGCCUAAACUAUCCCCCAGCAUUCCCAGCUGGGAAACAGCAGGUGAGCACCUUGUCAUCCCGACUCCCCAGGAUCACAGCAUGACCUCUGAGGUGGGAAUGCCAGGAGCUCAUACAGGGAGCCCUCUGAAAUCCCUGGCUGUGCAAGCAUCUGUUACUGCAAAACAUCCCAUCACAGUGACUGAGGCCUCCCUCUCUUUGGAAAUGGGGACAAGCAUCAGGCAGGGAGAGCUGCCUGUCACACCUGACACUGUCACCAUCCACCCUAUGGAUGCCGUGCCACCUGACUGGGAUGACACAAAAAUGGGGGACAUAAGUCAAGGGGAAAGUACUUCCCAUGAGGAGGUGACAGAGAACAUGGGGGCAACAGAACCACCUCAGACCUCACAGGGAAGUGUUGGGGAGGAAGAGGAUGCAACAAGACUGCUGGCAUCCCCAGUGUCCCCUCCAAGUCCUGAGUUUGCCAGGGAGACCAACUGCACAGUGCCAGUGCAAGGGGAGGGGUUACCAGCAGCUUCCACAGGCAGCAAUGAUGUUCUCCACACUGUGAAUGUGACAGGUGUAGACACAGCUGAUCUCAACUCACUGAAAAAUGUAAACACAGUUACAGCAGAGGGGAAAAGCAUCCUGCCAUCACAACCAGAAGCUGCGGUGGUGACGGAUACACACUCUGAUCUCUCUGCUACUACAGAAAGCUCAUGGAAAGGUGUUACUCAGGAGGUGACCACAGUUGCCCAGGAGGCUGAUGCUGCUCUGUCAGUUGUGACAGUGGAUCCCAGUGCUACCCAGGGAACAGGAGCUGCAAGUCUUCCCCAGGAAAACAGUGGGGAGGACACCCAGAUGCCAACUGCUUCCAGUGCCACCCAUAUGCUGGUGGGAGCUGGUACUUCAUCAAUGGCAAACACUCCAGAUGUAGAAGAUCUCACAGAUGUGGUCCUAGUCACCAGUGAGAAGGCUGCUCUGGCUCCUGGUGAGUUGUCUGCUACUCUGUCUGAACAGACAGAGGAACCAUCCAGCAGAACUAUGGUCCUGGUAACUCCAGCAUCAAUGACAUCUUCUGUCAGAAGGACAGCUCUCCCAUCUGUGAGGAAGAUCACUACAGCUGUUACCUAUGGGCUGGACCGCCUGGAGUCAGAAGAGGGUGAGGAAGAGGAGGAGGAGGAAGAAGAAGAAGAGGAAGAGGAAGAUGAGGAGGACAAAGACAUGGAUUUGAUGGAUGAAAGUAUGGAGGGUGACACGGAGCUGCCAGGUUUCACACUUCCAGGCGAGACUUCCCAGGAGCCCAUAGCUGGCCUGGAAAACCCUGUGGCCCAGCUGGCUGGAGUGUCCUACCAGGUUCCUGACACCAUUGAGUGGGAGCAACAGAACCAGGGUCUGGUGAGAAGCUGGAUGGAGAAGCUGAAAGAUAAGGAAGGAGGCAUGUCUAGUGCGAUCUAUGCUCAUAGCAGAGCACCUUGGCCGGGGAUUCAGCCAGAGCGAAUGAUGAAGGGACAGAGAAUGGUUUUCCCAACAAAGGCAGGAUACAUGUCUGGGAUGCUGGUUCCUGUAGGAGUCGGAAUAGCUGGAGCCCUCUUUAUCCUAGGAGCACUCUACAGCAUCAAGAUCAUGAAUCGCAGAAGGAGAAAUGGCUCAAAGAGACACAAAAGAAAGCAGAGGGAAUUUAACAGCAUGCAAGACCGAGUCAUGCUCUUAGCCGACAGCUCUGAAGAUGAAUUUUGAGUCAAACUGCAGUGCCCUUGUGACAGCCUGUGACUUUUAAAAGAAGGGAGGGGGAGAAAAGAACAAGAAACUUUCUGAUGCAUUGCUGCUCUCCACCACCUCAAGCCACCGAGCAGUGGUCGGUACCAGCCCGGCCAAAUGGCAUGCUCUGCUCUACGUGUCCUGCACAGUGAUGUUUGUUUUGAUGCCCUAGUGAGAUUUCACAUUCCCACCCAGCACCUCAUUCAGAUCCACAGCUGGAGCUUAUCCAUACAGACAGUUCUUUUCCUGGUACCCUGAUGUACUGUUUUGGUCCUGGCUGGCAGUAAUCUAAUCAUAACAAUAGCUCUCACCUAGCCUGGGAAUGGAAAUCUUUACUGUGAAUGACUUCUGUCCAAUUCAUUUUAAAUGUUACAUUACCUGAGCUAGAGUUCAUUAGUGCUGAGAUUAGCUGCUCUGCUUAAUUAAUGAGUUAGACACUUGGACUGUAUCCCUUGCCACCUGAGAAGUGCCCAUGUACAGUGUUGCUGAUAACAAUUUGAAGCACAUUUCUGUUCUUGGUUCCCCAACUCUCACCCCUUCUUCUAUUGGCUCUCCUCCACGCUUCUUGGAGACACACAGGAAUGGCCUCAACACUUGAUUCACAGCAAAAAUCCUGCUAUGUUUUCAAACAGCACAAUAAAGGGCAGCACUCACCUGCUGAUGGGCAGUCUUGCAUGGAUCUCUAAGCUUUUGUUUGGUGUGCAAGUAGGUAAGAGAAGAGGCAGGUUGGGCAUUUCUUUCAGCCUCUGCUGCCCAUUUGAAUGACACUAGUUAUUGGCUCAUCUCUCGUAAGGCUGCAUUCAGAUUUGAGCUCCUCACUCCAAAAAGGACAUCAAGGUGCUAGAGUGUGUCCAAAGAAGGGCAAUGAAGCUGGUGAAGGGUCUAGGGAAUAAGUCUUAUGAGGAGCAGCUGAGGGAGCCAGAGUUGUUUAGUCUGGAGAAGAGAAGGCUCAGGGGAGAUCUUCUCACUCUCUAUAACCACCUGAAAUGAGGUUGUAGCAAGGUGGGGGUUGGUCUCUUCUCGCAAGGAACAAAUGAUAGAACAAGAGGAUAUGGCCUCAAGUAGUGCUGGAAGAGGUUUAGGUUGGACAUUAGGAAAAACUGCCUCAUGGACAAGAGUUGU
Molecule: messenger RNA, 3610 nt
Organism: Dryobates pubescens (Downy woodpecker)
Lineage: Eukaryota; Metazoa; Chordata; Aves; Piciformes; Picidae
Gene: ARMH4
Product: armadillo like helical domain containing 4
Exons: 9
Coding region: 140-2467 (775 amino acids)
Source: RefSeq, a predicted model, not a curated record